Molecule: messenger RNA, 378 nt
Organism: Acaulospora colombiana
Lineage: Eukaryota; Fungi; Glomeromycota; Glomeromycetes; Diversisporales; Acaulosporaceae
Source: the annotation of a GenBank genome assembly
AUGUCUGUUAAAGUGACCGGCUUCAAAUCAUCCGAAGUUUUCGAACAGCUAAAGAUCAAUAUCACCGACAACGAAACAAAGAAAAAAGAGAUCAUCAAGAAGAUAAAUGCGAUCUAUGAAUUUAAUGUAAAAAAUGAAGAAGGAAAGACUCAGAUCUGGACCAUAGAUUUGAAGAAGGGAGUCAUUCAAUCCGGAAAAGGUUCGGCGGAACCUGACAUCUCCAUUAAUCUGUCGGAUGACACCUUUGUUCAACUGGCCUCUGGGAAACUAAACGGUCAAAAGGCAUUUAUGUCAGGAAAAAUUAAGGUCGAGGGUAAUAUGAUGUUGGCCACAAAGUUGGACAGUAUACUAAGCAGCAUUCCCAGGGCAAAAUUGUAG